CACGUUGACUUGUCAUCACUCGUCGAAAAAUCAAAAUGCCCGUGUAAAUGAAAUGAGUGACACUCACGUGACAAAACUAUUUCAAAUAUGUGAAUGUUAAAGAAGUUUGUAGCCAGGCCAUUACAUUUCGUCGGUUUGAUGGGUUACUUUAAAGCCUCACCGAACUCGCUGCAAGUUACAACAACACAAGUGAAAUGUCAACUGGACGCUGAAAACCUUUUAGAUCAUGGCCAAACACGUCAUUUCGAGGUCGUCCGUUUUCAGAGAAAAAUUCACAUUUGGUACCAAAGAUGUAACAAAGUGGUUCCCUGGCCAUAUGAACAAAGGCAAGAAGUAUGAAACAGAUAGAGAUGAUGUUAAAGAAUGUGGACUGUGUUGUUGAAGUCCAUGAUGCUCGGAUACCAUUUUCUGGACGUAAUCCCAACUUCCGUAAUGCGCUGAUGCUGCGCCCGCACCUGCUGGUACUAAACAAGGUGGAUUUGGCAGAUAUGACUCGGCAGGACAAGGUAGAAGAGCUGCUCCAGCAACAAGGAGUUAACUCAGUAGUCUACACAAACUGCAAGGAGCAAACUAACACCGUUGUCAAGAAGAAGCUGAUACCAAAGAUAAAGGACCUAAUUGGCUCUAGGUCCCGUUACCACAGAGAAGAGUCACUGGAGUAUAACUUGCUGAUUAUUGGGAUACCAAAUGUGGGCAAGUCAUCACUGAUCAAUUCCCUCAGGAGGACUCACCUCAAGAAGGGAAAAGCAACCAGAGUUGGGGGAAUAGCAGGGAUAACCAGGAGUGUUCUGGAAAGAAUAAAGGUGUGUGAAGAGCCGGCCAUGUACCUGUAUGAUACACCUGGUAUCCUGGCCCCAAAUGUACAGAAUGUGGAGGUGGGCAUGAAGCUAGCACUCAGUGCUGCUUUACAGGACCAUCUAGUUGGAGUGGACAGUAUCGCUGACUACAUGUUGUACACUCUGAACAAAAAGGGAAACUAUAGCUACGUGAAGUAUUUUGGACUGGAAGAUCCGACAGACGACGUUUUGAAAUUGCUGGCCCAUGUUGCCCUCAAAAACAACAAAGCAGUCAAAUUACGAUCCCCAGGAAGUCAAACAGGUUAUGUGUAUCGCCCUCAUUUUGAUGCUGCUGCUGGGAUUGUGCUGAGAGCCUUUCGAGAGGGAAAACUUGGACUGGUAAUGCUGGAUGACGACAUCUUGGAUAGUUCACAGGGCAGAUGAAAAUCAUUACUAUGAGUAGGUGACUGGAGGGGACAAAGGGUAGUGUAGUCAAAAGGUCAGAAGACAGCAGUUACAGAGUAGUCAGAAGACAAAGGUUACAUGAUUACCAGAGGUCAGAGGGCAAAGACUGCAGUGCAGUUAGGGAUUAAAGGAUAAAGGUUGCUGCAUGUAUGUAAUCAGAGGUCAGAAGAUAAAGGUUGCAUCAUGGCUAAAAGUUAAAGGACAAAGGUUGCAUAGUAGCCAGAGGACAAAGGUUGCAGUGCACUCAGAGGUCUAGCUAGCUGCUGCUUAUACUCGAAGACUGUAUUGUGCCAUAGUCUGGCAGGCAUCUUGGCCAAAUAGUGGUUGGAGAGAGUUUGUACCAGGACUAAACAUGGCAAAUUUAUCAUUAACCUGUGAUCAGCAUUUAAGUGACAGAUUCAGUUUCAGAUUAGUUCUAUCUGAAUUCCAGGUACUACAUGCACAGUAAAUCUUUGAAAUGUAUGCAAUUUUAUUUUUGAGUGAACCACUGGUGCAAAGGUGAUGGAAGUUAAUUGGUUAAUAACACCAAUUAGCCAUUAAACGAAACGACAAAAUAUCCUUAACAAGUGCUUCCAGCAUUUCCACAAUUGUUGCGUACA
Messenger RNA from Liolophura sinensis, 1840 nucleotides. RefSeq names its product mitochondrial ribosome-associated GTPase 1-like. Gene Ontology annotation, biological process: mitochondrial translation. NCBI's taxonomy places the organism in Eukaryota, Metazoa, Mollusca, Polyplacophora, Chitonida, Chitonidae. The coding region runs from base 336 to 1220 and encodes 294 amino acids. The record is from RefSeq and is a predicted model, not a curated record. Gene Ontology annotation, cellular component: mitochondrion. The transcript has 10 exons. Gene Ontology annotation, molecular function: GTP binding; GTPase activity.